CGCCGCCCUAGCAACAAGCUGCAUAGAUAAAACAUCCGCCCUGUUUUACCCAUCAUCAGCGGGUCCCGUUUAGGAAUAAGGACAUUUUAACGUGGGCUUUUCCCCCUUUUUUAAAUGGACAAUUUGCAAACAGGGGAUCCACGGUAUCUGAAAAGGAAAGUGAAGGGCUGUACUCUCGAUGUACACCCCACUGAGAGGGCUCUUAUCGUUCAAUAUGAGGUGGAGGCCACUGUCCUGGGAGAGCUGGGGAUCCCAAUGGUUGGAGAACGCAAAGAGUGUCAGAAAAUUAUUCGUCUAAAAAGCCUGAACGCCCACACAGAUACGGCCUCUUUGGCCCGAAAGGUCGUGGAGGAAUGUCGACUGAUUCACUCUUCCAAACUCCUCGAGGUGGAGCAGCUGCUCUUUUAUUUGCAAAACCGCAAACAGUCAAAUGACAACCAAGAGAAGAAACACAUCUCAUCUCGAGAGCUCAAACCUUACACAGGAGUGGAGCUGGACGAGGAGGCAAGCAUCAACAGCAUCGAUGAGUAUGUGGAGCUGCUGUAUGAAGACAUCCAGGAGAAGAUCAGAGGAGCCACCCUCAUCUUCCAACUAGCUCGAAACCCAGACAACCUGGAGGAACUCAUACAAAACGAGGCGGCCAUUGGAGCCCUGGCCAGAGUAUUGAGGGAGGACUGGAAGCAGAGCGUGGACCUGGCAACAACCAUCAUCUAUGUCUUUUUCUGCUUCUCCAGUUUCUCCCAGUUCCAUGGCCUGGUCACACAUUUCAAGAUCGGAGCCCUGUGUAUGAAUAUUAUUGAGCAUGAGCUGAAGAGAUAUGACCUCUGGCAAGACGAACUACAGAAGAAGAAAAAGGCCUAUGAAGAAUUCUCUGAGAACCAAAAUCUGAAAAAGGAACAUGAGAAGUCUUUUAGAAAGUACCAGAGCCUUCUGAUCAAACAAGAGCAUCUUCUCAGAGUUGCUCUGGGCCUGCUGCUGAACCUGGCUGAAGACACCCGCACAGAGCUGAAGAUGAGGAAUAAAAACAUCGUCCACAUGCUGGUGAAGAUCCUCGACCGGGAGGACGAGGAGCUGCUUUUGGUGGUUGUCUCCUUCCUCAAGAAGCUCUCCAUCUUCCUGGAGAACAAGAAUGAUAUGGCUGAAACGUUUGCCGUGGAGAAGCUGGCUCGGCUGGUUCCCUGCGAGCACGAGGAGCUCCUGAGCACCAACCUACGCCUCCUGCUCAACCUCUCCUUCGACACGACGCUGCGCAGCCACAUGGUCCAGGCAGGACUCCUUCCCAGAUUCUCGUCACUGCUCGCUGACGAGGGCCAGAGACAGCUCAGCAUGUGCAUUCUGUACCACAUCAGCAUGGACGACAGAUUCAAGUCCAUGUUUGCCGACACAGACUGCAUACCGCAGCUGAUGAAGAUGCUGUGUGACUGUGUGGAGAAGGAGAUAGAUGUGGAGCUCAUCUCGCUCUGCAUCAACCUGGCUGCUAACAAGAGUAAUGCGCGUAUCAUCUGUGAAGGCAACGGUCUGAAGAGAUUGAUGAAGCGUGCUCUGAAGCUAAAGGAUGUUCUGAUGAUGAAGAUGAUCAGAAACCUUUCUCAGCACAACGGACCCACCAAGAGCCUCUUCCUGGACCAUGUGGGUGAGCUGGCAGCUCAGAUCAGUGAGGAGGAGGCGGAGGAGUUUGUGAUCGAGUCUCUGGGCACGCUGGCCAAUCUCACUAUCCCCGACCUGGACUGGCAGCUUGUACUAAAGGAGUUCAACCUGGUGCCCUACCUGAAAGACAGACUGAAACCAGGGUCUGCUGAGGAUGACCUCAUUCUGGAGGUGGUGAUCAUGAUCGGCACCGUCUCCAUGGAUGACUCGUGUGCAGCCAUGCUGGCCAAGUCUGGCAUCAUUCCUGCACUCAUCGAGCUUCUAAAUGCCCAACAGGAGGAUGAUGAGUUUGUGUGUCAGAUUGUCUACGUUUUCUACCAGAUGGUGUUCCACAAAGCUACCAGAGACGUCAUAGUCAAAGACACGCAAGCCCCUGCAUACCUCAUUGACCUGAUGCACGACAGCAACACAGAGAUCCGCAAAGUCUGCGACAACACGCUGGAUAUCAUCGCUGAAUAUGACGAGGAGUGGGGAAAGAAGAUCCAGAACGAGAAGUUCCGCUGGUACAACGGUCAGUGGCUGGAGAUGGUGGAGAACCGUCCGUUGGAUGAAGCGGGAGAGCCCUUCCUGUUCGGGGAGGACGGAGAGUCCUUCAUCGGGGAGAGAGACAUCAUGGAGAGGCCCGACCUGUUCUACAGCCCUGAUGGGAUCACGUCAACGGACGGGGCCAUCAGUCCGGAGUUCUACACCGACCUCCAGGAUGGAGAGCUGGGACAGUCCGGGUACAUGAGCAGGUAUUGA
Molecule: messenger RNA, 2388 nt
Organism: Notothenia coriiceps (black rockcod)
Lineage: Eukaryota; Metazoa; Chordata; Actinopteri; Perciformes; Nototheniidae
Gene: kifap3a
Product: kinesin-associated protein 3a
Exons: 19
Coding region: 115-2388 (757 amino acids)
Biological process (GO): cilium organization; microtubule-based movement
Cellular component (GO): ciliary transition zone; kinesin II complex; axoneme
Molecular function (GO): kinesin binding
Source: RefSeq, a predicted model, not a curated record